AUACAUAAAGGACAAGAAGAUUUAAUUCAGUGGAUCUUCUUAACCUUGUAAAUUGGAAUGAUCGCCAUUCUUCCAUUUUUUGCUAACAUACAAUUCUAGACUCGCGACAAGCCGACCUCAGAGGAUUCAUCCAUUGCAAGCCCAACAGAAAUAUAUACUCAAAGUCAUCAGAUGAAAGCAUGGAUUCAAGAGAUAUGAAACACAUCAUUCUAGUUUCUCUGCUUUUCCUCUCCAUGUCCCAGGCUACUUCACAUUCAAUCCAUGGUGAUUUUAUUCAGUGCAUGUCAACCCAGUUUAGGGACUAUACUAAAAGCUUUGAAAUCAUCUUCACCUCAGAUUCCCCUUUAUUUCAAUCUAUUUUGCAGUCCACUAUACAAAACAUGAGAUGGUUAAAUUACUCAACCUCAACACCUCUUCUCAUAGUCACACCUUUCCAUGAGUCUGAAAUCCAAGCAGUCCUCCUUUGUAGCAAAAAGCUUGGUUUGCAAAUCAGGACACGGAGUGGUGGCCAUGACUAUGAAGGCCUAUCAUACUUAUGCGACACCCCAUUCAUUAUCAUUGAUCUUAUCAACCUUCGAUCAAUAGAAAUCAAUUUUGAAGAAGAAACCGCAUGGGUUCAGUCUGGGACAACUCUUGGAGAGCUUUACUAUGCUAUAGGCGAGAAAACUAGCGUCCAUGCAUUCCCUGCAGGACUCUGCCCUACCGUAGGGGUUGGUGGACACUUCAGUGGAGGUGGUUUUGGGACCUUGUUGAGGAAGUACGGCCUUGCAGCAGAUAAUAUCCUGGAUGCUUACUUGAUGGAUGUCAAUGGACAAAUUUUGGACAGAAAAGCUAUGGGCGAGGAUCUUUUUUGGGCCAUUAGAGGAGGUGGUGGAGCAAGCUUUGGGAUCAUACUUUCUUGGAAAAUCAGGCUUGUCCGAGUUCCGUCAACAGUAACUGCUUUUACCAUUUCAAAAACAUUAGAACAAGGUGCCACAAAGCUAGUACAUAUGUGGCAAUACAUUGCAUAUAAAUUACCUGAAGAUCUAUUCAUCAGAGUCAUCCUUCAAAAUGUCCAGGAAGGUAACAAUGGAAAUAACAAAACUAUCCAAGCUUCUUUCAACUCACUAUUUCUUGGAGAAAUUGACAAACUAAUACCAUUGAUGAAUGAGAGCUUCCCUGAGCUUGGAUUGCUGGCUGAGAAUUGCAUUCAGAUGAGUUGGAUUGAAUCCACCCUCUAUUUUGCAGGAUUCCAGCAAGGGCUGCCCCUGGAGGUAUUGUUAGACAAAACUCAACUAUAUAAGAGUAAUUUUAAGGCAAAAUCAGACUUUGUUAGGGAGCCAAUACCUGAAGAAGGGCUAGAAGGAAUAUGGAAGAUGUUUUUGGCUGAAGAGAUGGUUUUCAUAAUAAUGGAUCCCUUCGGUGGACAAAUGAAUAGAAUUCCCGAAUCUGCAGUCCCCUUUCCUCACAGAAAUGGUAAUUUGUACAAUAUACAGUACAUAGUGAAAUGGGAAGUGAACGAUAUUAAGGCUUCCAACAAGCAAAUACAUUGGAUCAGGAUGUUAUAUGAAUACAUGAGACCAUAUGUUUCAAAAGAUCCAAGGGCUGCCUAUCUUAACUAUAGGGAUCUUGACUUGGGGACAAACAGUCUGGGCAGCACAAGCUAUGCAGAGGCAAAUGAAUGGGGCAAAAAAUACUUCAAGGGUAACUUCAAGAGACUGACAAGGGUAAAAAGCAUGACUGAUCCACAAAAUUCUUUUAGGAGUGAACAGAGCAUUCCACCUCUUCCCAGGAAAUACAAAUAAAUAAAUGUUUCUUGGACUCUCCCUAGUGCUGUCCCUGUAAUUGCAGUUUCUAAGUUCUAGCCAAGAGAUUAUUUCUUCAACGCAUGGAUGGAAACUGCCAGCAUUUCACAAAAACAAAAAUUUAUGGUUUCAUGAAAACAAUGGACCCGAAUUGAAACAAGAGGAUAUC
Durio zibethinus is the source of this 1953-nucleotide messenger RNA. Its product is annotated as berberine bridge enzyme-like 22. Gene Ontology annotation, molecular function: oxidoreductase activity; FAD binding. The record is from RefSeq and is a predicted model, not a curated record. NCBI's taxonomy places the organism in Eukaryota, Viridiplantae, Streptophyta, Magnoliopsida, Malvales, Malvaceae.